UACAAGCUAUGAAAUAUUUAGUUUCAUAUAACAUAAUUGUUCUUUACUCAUAUUGAACUCCUUUCAGCAUCAUACAUCAUACGAGCCCGUGACUUCUUUCCUCAACUUAUCUGUUUCUUUACGUUGAUGUCGAUAAAGCGCAAUGAUUUAACAUUUACAGCGCAAUAUACAUUUGGAGUUGUUUUGUAACCUUGUUCUGUUGAAGAAAACUCCGUGGAAAACAAUGGACUUGAGAUACUGUAAAGUCCUACUUAUUACGACUCUCCUGAGCGCAUGUCAGGUUCGUAGUGGCAAAGUAACGCCGUCCAAACAGUCAGGCCUGCAGGUGCUGGAGACAGCUUCACACUACUGGCCUCUGGAUUCAGUGGAAGGGAUCCAUGGUUUUUCGGACAAGAUUGGGAACAGAACAGGUCAUGUAAAGGGGACUAACAUAAACAUCAUAGAAGGAAUGGUGAAUAAGGGCAUCUAUCUGAACGGUGAUAACGGGGCAACCUUCCUUCACUUUGGCAACUAUAAGGACUCCUGCAUAAGCGAUCCUUCUCUGUGUGGACCUGAGGGGAUUACUUUCUCCUUCUUCUGGAAAAACCAUGAUGUAGAGUCUCGUUUUGCGAUUGCAUCCGGAGGUAAAGUUGGCUCCAGCGGUUUCUCUGUCUACUCCAACCCUCAUGGUGGACGUGUGGAGUUCUACACGAGAGGAGAUUCCAAGACGUGGAAAGCAAAGAUCAAACUUCCAGGGCCCUACUGGACACAUGUGCUCUUCACAUGGACCCAAACAGACGGACUAAAGGUCUACAUUAAUGGGACUUUCAGCGUUGGAGACCCCAGAGGAAAUGUUUCCUUUAACUAUGGUGACCCCUUCGCUGACCUAGUUAUUGGUACAGCAAACAACCAGAGAUAUGGCCACUAUGCCACAGGUGCUUUUGAUGAGUUUGUGAUUUGGGAGAGGGCUCUGUCCCCUGGAGAUGUCUGGCUAUACUACAAAGCAGCCAUCGGUGAGGAUGUGUUGUCCACCUUUCCAACUGAAGCAUCCAUCACUGCCUCUUCAGCAAUAUAUAUUCUGGGAACCACGGAGACACCCCAACCUGUUUCCACAAACCCAUCAGAGGAAGUUGAGAGACUUCAUGACCCCAUGCGGUUAGAAGCAUUGGACUUCCUGCAGACCUUUACUCUACCUAACAAGACUAUACAUCAGGAAACAGCCAACAAUCUUACACAGUCCUUACUGAGGAGUGUGGAUGAGGUCAUCACCUCUUCCGACUGGAGAGAUAAUGAUGAGUGGAGUCCAGUGGUCAGUGGGCUAGUAGAGACUGUGGAUAAUGUGAUGUUGCAUAUGGCCUCUAAACUUCAGUCCAGCCCGGACUCAGAGGCUCCUCUGUCCAUAGGAGGCAAGAGCUCUGUGGCAGAUUACUCUCUGAUGAAGAUUCCUCAGAACUACAAUCUGUUCAGCUACCGGUUCCCCACACAAGGGAAGAGUUACAUCUCAGUACCAGGAGAGGCCCUCACAAUGCAGUCUCAGACCACAAUUGUGGGCCUCUUCUACCACAAAAUGCACAACUACUACAAAAAAAUCAGCCCUCUACAAACAAGGAUUAAUGAGGCAGUUGAUUUUAAAGAUCACAAGAUCCAAAUGGCCAGUCAUCUUAUUUCCCUAAAGGUGGAGCCCUCACCUACCCUAUCAAUCAACCUGUCCACAGAACCUCUCAUCAGGAUCGUCCUCACUCACCAGCUGAGUAAAGAGCAGCAGCGUCAGGCCCUAAACCAAAGUAACAAAGUGUUCCUCUACUGCGCUUUCCUGGACUACAGCUCCAAAGAGGGUGUGUGGUCCAAUGAGGGGUGUGUAAGAGCUGAUGGAAACCUGUCCUUCUCUGUCUGCUUGUGUAACCAUCUGACCAACUUCGCCAUUCUUAUGCAGGUGGUUCCUAUGGAGCUCUCAAAGGCCCACCAGGUGGCGCUCUCUACCAUUAGCUACAUCGGCUGCUCUAUCUCCAUUUUCUGCCUGGCAAUUACACUGGUGACCUUUGCUGUGCUGUCGUCUGUUAGCACCAUCCGUAACCAGCGUUACCAUAUUCAUGCCAACUUGGCAUUUGCCAUCUUAGUUGCUCAGAUCCUUCUACUCAUCAGCUUCCGCUUCAACCCUGGCACGCUUCCAUGUAAGAUCCUGGCGGUUUUGCUGCACUUUUUCUUCCUGUGUGCAUUCGCAUGGAUGCUGGUGGAAGGACUGCAUCUUUACAGUAUGGUGGUCAAGGUAUUCGGCUCUGAGGGCAGCAAGCACUUCUACUACUAUGCCAUUGGCUGGGGAUCCCCUUUGGUCAUUUGUGUGGUGUCCAUGACCUCAUCACUAGACAGCUAUGGGGGGAUUGGCAAUUGCUGGCUCUCUCUUAAGAAUGGGGCUAUUUGGGCUUUUGUAGCGCCUGCUCUGUUUGUUAUAAUGGUAAACAUUGGCAUUUUGAUAGCUGUGACACGGAUCAUAUCGAGGAUCAGUGCUGAGAACUAUAAGGUUCAUGGAGACGCCAACUCUGUGAAGCUGACGACGAAAGCAGUGGCGGUACUCUUACCCAUCCUGGGCAUAUCAUGGAUCUUUGGGGUUUUAGCGGUGAAUGAUCACUCCCUGCUUUUCCAGUACACGUUUGCAGUGUUUAACUCACUACAGGGGUUCUUCAUAUUCCUGUUUCACUGUCUGUUAAACUCUGAGGUGAGGGCUGCUUUCAAACACAAAACCCAAGUGUGGACUUUAACCAGCAGCUCUAUCCGCAACAUCAAUGUCAAACCUUUCAACUCAGAUAUUAUGAAUGGCAACAAGGGAAGUGUGACUCCCACAAAGAUGAACACAUGGGACAAAAGCACCAACUCAGCCAACCGCAUAGAUUUGUCAGCAGUAUAAGAGUGAUGGAUCUACAUUUGCUUGUAAGUGGCUACUGAUCCAAAGACAGCAAGAGGACAACGCAGUAGCAUUUCCUGUAGAAUAUGUUUCUUUAUUAUGGCUCUAUAUAAUAUGAAAUAUCAACAGAUUUUCAAAAGACCAAAUGGCGAAAAAGCAAUGAACUCAUGCAGCUCACAACACAAAGUUCUCUGAUAUCAUGUUCUUCUGCUGAUGAUCUCUCUAAAAUGACAAAAGAUGGAUGAAGACACAAGGCCCGUUGUUGGGAAAAAGGAGUUCUUGACGUCUUCUGUGUUUUCUUAUAAUGUGGCCUGCCAAGGAACCUGAAUUAGUUGUACUAACUGAAGACGUACUAACUCUCACGGAAAAGAGAUUCUCAUAAGAUACCUGUACUUUAACAGUGUUUUCUUGCUCUGAUUAUUUGGACCACAUACUAGCCCUGUGCUACAUUUGGACCACUGUUUUGGCCUUCCUUUAAAGGGUCUAUUCAUGAAGUACAAUCUAAAAUUUCCAACUUUAGCGAGAUAGUCUUUGCAAGAGGCUAGAGUGAAAUGGCGCUCAUGCCGCAAUUACAACUUGUAUCAGUUCCUUUUCAUCUGGCACUGCAGCUAUAAUGCAAUUGCUUUUGAUUACUAUUCAGGGGCUAGGGGCUCAUUUUCCAUCCCAGACCUGGAAGAGAAAAACAAUAGAGUAUGUUAUUGUGCAGACAGAAUGACUGAGUUUUUCUUCAUUAGUUUGACCCUUUUCACUUUAUUUUUAUCUAGUAUUGUACAUAACUAGUUUCUUGAUGUAUUUCAUAAAGGCAGAAAAUUUAUGAGAUUAAAUGCUCCAAAGCCAGUAUGCGACACACAGAGCAAAAUGUAUAUGUGAAUGUGCUGUCACAGUCAUACAGUAUUUAUUGGUACCAAGAUGGGUCCGACUAUUACAAUAGUGUGAUAUAUACAUUUUAAAUUAUUGAUGUCAUCAUGUUCCAGCAAGACUUUGACACUGCCUGAAAGACAUUCCUUUUGCGUUAUUGGAAAUUGGAAUACCAAUACUUAAUCAGCUGUUGUUUCUGACUUCAUAGAAGGUCCAUAUGCAAUCUUCAGACUUUUUUGCAUUUGCUGCAGUAUGCAGUAUUCAUUUUUUCUGUUGAAUGGAUUUAAACAUACUGAAAUGUGUUAAACAGAGCUGGGAGUAUUGCACUCUUAUUGAUGAAAUUAUCAAAUUAGGCAAAAUAUUUAAUAAACGAACACACAAGCGGUGGGAGAUGUGUGGAUCUUGCGAGAAUGACGUGUUUUCCAGAGCUUUUUGUGUGGAUGUCAUGUAUGCUUGCUUAUGGCUGGGGGUUUGUUGCUACGGGAACUUUGGUUUAUCACCAGCAGUUCAAGUCCCCACUAAAAGAUCACAAAAAAAUGAGUAAUUUAAAAGGAGAACAGGGUAGAGAUUUUCUCCCAAAUGAAUAUUUAAAGGCCAAAUGCACUUGUCCAAUUGUUAUUCAUUUUGAGAAAUAAUUGUUUUUAUGUUUAAUUGUUUUAAUCACAGGACUUUUGAUUAUAUUUAUGUUUAACCCACUCAUGUGAUAUAUAUAUUUUUUUUCCUCUGUAAAAAAUGGUGACAUGGUUAUUCUGGCCUCAAGUUAUUUGUAGCAGGGGGAUAAUUUUUCAACAGUUAUGAUUGGACUUUUUGCAUCAGCAUAAUUUCAGCACACAAAUGGCCUUAGCAGUGUACUGAGAUGAUGUUUAAAUAGAAAUUGCCUUUAUAGAUCUCAGGCACUUCCUCUUUUAAAAAAAGUUCAGUAAAGAGUGUUGUUCCUAAUUUUUAUAAUGUGAGGACACUUUCUGUGAAGUUUUUAUUCUCUUAAUUCUGUUCUAUUGAUUUCUAUUCUGUUUUAUCAUUCAAAUGAGGUCUGUUUUACACAUUUAAUAUGCUAAAGCACAGCCUUUAUUAAGGUCUAAAAAAACAUAUAGCAUACAUGGGUUGUACAUAUUUUUAAGUCCUUUAUUCCUACAUGUCAGUGUCAUAAGAGUUUCAUUAAGAUCUGAAUACUAAUGGGCACUUUUAAUUUCUCACAUCAUUUUGCAUGAUAUGAAACUCCUAACAUCCAGAUCACAUAUCAAACAUAACAUGAUCCUGACUACUUAUUCACAAUGAGGACAGAGGUAUGCAAUGGACGUUGAUUUGCUUUUUACUUCUGUUCUCUGCUUAUGUGUUACACUGUGAAUCCUUCAUUAGGAUUUACUAUAAAACAAUUUAAAAAAAAAAAGGAUUUCUAAAGAAAUGGACAGUUGUCAGAAUGAAAAAUAUAUACAGAGACCGGGUGGACAGAACAAGAUUCUCAUUAUGUUUUGUUAACUUUUGCCAAGACGGGAUUGGACAGAAUGACGUUUGUCCUCCAGGAGAUGUCAUCAUGGCGCAUCAUAGUUAGUGAUACCCCUGUUCACACAUUUAAAAUGUCUUAACCGGUCAAUGUCUCAUGGCAAUAUUCACACAGGCUGACAUUUUUUUUUUUUUGGACACAGUCACUCAAAUUCGUUUAGGUUUUUGUAGUCUGAACUGGACAA
Molecule: messenger RNA, 5421 nt
Organism: Myxocyprinus asiaticus (Chinese sucker)
Lineage: Eukaryota; Metazoa; Chordata; Actinopteri; Cypriniformes; Catostomidae
Product: adhesion G-protein coupled receptor D1-like
Exons: 25
Coding region: 224-2881 (885 amino acids)
Biological process (GO): cell surface receptor signaling pathway; adenylate cyclase-activating G protein-coupled receptor signaling pathway
Cellular component (GO): membrane
Molecular function (GO): G protein-coupled receptor activity
Source: RefSeq, a predicted model, not a curated record